This is a messenger RNA of Chenopodium quinoa (quinoa), 1242 nucleotides long. RefSeq names its product F-box protein At2g26160-like. Gene Ontology annotation, molecular function: protein binding. Bases 1 to 1242 code for a protein of 413 amino acids. The transcript has a single exon. The record is from RefSeq and is a predicted model, not a curated record. Lineage: Eukaryota; Viridiplantae; Streptophyta; Magnoliopsida; Caryophyllales; Amaranthaceae.
AUGGCAAAGGCAGAAAUUCAAGUAGAUUGGUCAGAAAUCCCAGAUGAUAUCCUCCUUAAAAUCGCGCAAACUCUCACAAUCUACUCCGAUUACAUCCGCCUUCGAGCGGUUUGUUCCAAAUGGCGAAUCUCUCUUCCUAUAGCCCCACCUCAUACUCUCCCAUGUCAACUCCCAUGGCUUCUUCUUCCGCCGCCUACUACCUCUAUCACCCCUUAUACUAACUUCACUGUCACUGAUACUGACCCUCGUCGUACUUUCUACAACUUCCUUACUAAUAAGCUCCACACAUUAUCUCUUCCUGAGUCAUCCUACCCUCGUCGAAUCCUUGGUUCGUGCCAUGGAAAUCUUAUACUCACCACUGGUACCCCUGAAGUGUUCUGCCUUAAUCCUCUUAGCAAAUCUAAAGUUUUCCUACCACCUCUUUCGGCUCUUCCUGGUGUCGUCUCCUUCAGGUUUUCAAAUGUUGGUAGAGAAUACUUGAUUCAAGAUCAGUUAACUGGUCAGAUUUACCCUCUUGAGUUGAAGCAAAUGAGGGAUGAUUUCAUUCGGAAACUGGUUCUUUCUUGUCCUCCUUCAAAUGGGUUGCCAUCAUUUGCCUUUGGUAUUACCACUUCUUUUUUGUGUAAAACAACUGAAUUGGUUUUCUGUAACAUCUCUGAAGAUCACUGGGUUUGGGUUCCGGUUUCUAAUUUUACAGCUGAGGAUGUGAUUUACAGUGAAUCUCAAGGUUUGUUUUAUGCUGUUAAUCAUGUAGGGGAUGUUGGGAGUUUCCGAGUUGGUGUUGAAGGGGUUUGUGACAUAACCAUUUGGCAAUCUGUGAGUCUGAUACCAUGUGAUCUGCGGUAUUUGGUAUUGUUUAAUGGGGAGUUAAUGAUGUUGACACGAUGUUUGGAAACAGAAGUUGACAUCAGGACAUACUGUGAACUAUACCGGACAGCAGGGUUUGAGGUGUAUCGGUUUAGUGAGUAUGAACCUGGGCGUGUGUGUUGGGAACCCGUGAAGAGUUUGGGAGAUGGGAUGGUGUUUGUAGGUGAGAGUGCAUCCUUGGCAUUGUCAGCGUCAGAUUUUCCUGGCUGUAAGGCAAAUUGUGUUUACUUCACAGAUGAUCAUUGUAAUAGUAAUGAUGUUGGGGUGUUUGAUUUGGAGGAGAAAUGCAUUUGUUCAUUGCCCUGUUUUCCAGAUAAUGCAAGCUUGCCUUUAUAUUGGGGGUCACCCAUAUGGAUCACUCCUAAUCCACACUAG